AUGGCAACGCCGGCGAAACGGCUGAAAUACGAGGCGAAGGACUUGGCUACCAAGGUGGAAAUUUUGCGGGCUCUGAAGGACGGACUCUCUCGACAAGAAGCCAUGAAGAAGUACGACGUGAAAAGAAGUACCUUGAGCACGUAUGUGAAAAAUGAAGAACAGAUUCUUCAGGCGUUCGAAAGCGAGAAGUUUCGAGCGUCACGAAAGCGUCUGCGAACAGCAGCUCAUCCAGAGUUAGAAGAGGCUUUGCUUCGGUGGGUGGUCGACUCGCGUAAUGCAAAUCUGCCAUUGAGUGGACCCCUCAUCAUGGCGCAAGCCGAGAGGUUUGCACUGAUGAUGCAUAUCGAUGCAUUCAAGGCAUCGGAAGGGUGGUGUGCGCGCUUCAGAGAGCGACAUGGCCUCAUUUUUAAGACUGUGUGCGGCGAAAGAGGCGCUGUCAACGAAGACGUUGCCAACAACUGGAAGAACGCUCAGCUGCUUGAACACAUCGCCGCCUACGAUCCAAAUGACAUAUUUAAGGCUGAUGAAACAGCACUUUUCUUUAAGGCUUUGCCAGACAAGACUGUGACCAUGAAAGGAGAUCCGUGCAUCGGUAGCAAAAGAUCCAAGGAACGCGUCACCAUUCUUUUAGCCGCCAACAUGACAGGAACAGAGUGCUGGCCGCUUGUCGUCAUUGGAAAGGCACAAAAGCCACGGUGCUUUAAGAACAUGCCUGCUCUUCCGGUGGAAUACCGAGCGAUUAAAAAGGCCUGGGUGACGUCGGAAAUUUUUCGUGGCUGGAUGCAGAAGUUAGACCGACAGUUUUCCGCAAAGAACCCCAAAGUGUUAAUGGUGCUGGACAAUUGUAGUACGCAUAACAGUGUCACCGGCCUGGGCAACAUAGAAGUUGUUUUCUUGCCGCCGAACACAACAUCGGCCCUCCAACCGAUGGACCAAGGCAUAAUUCAGUAUGUCAAGACCAAAUACCGCAGGCGCGUGCUGGAACGGAUGCUCCUGUGCCAUGAAGUCGGCAAGCAGUACGACGUGAAUCUUUUGAGCGCGGUCAACAUUCUUGCCUACGUUUGGCACAACACGCCCGCGCACGUCGUCGCCAACUGUUUUAGACACAGUGGCUUCGUUGUGCGUGAGCCUGGCGAUGAUGCAGUAGCCAAAGUGUCGCUAGAUGACAAUGGAGAUGACUGCGAGGAUUUUGGAGGAGUUCUGCCGGAUGUGGUGACACUCGCUGAUUACGUCGGCAUUGAUGACGGCGUUGUUACAGCCGGCUCACUUACCGAAGAAGAAAUUCCUAUAUAG
This is a messenger RNA of Dermacentor andersoni, 1293 nucleotides long. Its product is annotated as tigger transposable element-derived protein 4-like. NCBI's taxonomy places the organism in Eukaryota, Metazoa, Arthropoda, Arachnida, Ixodida, Ixodidae. Gene Ontology annotation, molecular function: DNA binding. Gene Ontology annotation, cellular component: nucleus. The record is from RefSeq and is a predicted model, not a curated record.